This is a messenger RNA of Hippocampus zosterae (dwarf seahorse), 2007 nucleotides long. RefSeq names its product mitochondrial ribosomal protein L35 (gene mrpl35). The transcript is spliced from 4 exons. The coding region runs from base 61 to 597 and encodes 178 amino acids. Gene Ontology annotation, cellular component: mitochondrion; ribosome. Gene Ontology annotation, molecular function: structural constituent of ribosome. Gene Ontology annotation, biological process: translation. Lineage: Eukaryota; Metazoa; Chordata; Actinopteri; Syngnathiformes; Syngnathidae. The record is from RefSeq and is a predicted model, not a curated record.
CUUCAGAUUGACUUUUGUCCAUAGAGAACCCAGUAGUGACGUAUUUCAUCAGAGGAAAACAUGGCGGCUUUCCUGACGAGGACCCUGUCGGGGUUGCUGAGGUCGCCGCUAUCCGUGUCUCUGUGCACCCGGACCACGAACGUGGCUCGGCUGUCCGGCGUCAUCCAAGCUGGUCACUCCUUUUAUGUCGGUUCGGCCCCGGCCAAACUUGCUCCGGCGCCUGCUGCAUUCUGUCAAUUAUCCCGGUGCGGCCUCCUCCAAAGGGUAUCGGCUCUUAUCCCCCCUGGGAGUCAGCAGCCCAGCAGAACUCUGACAUACUGCAGUUUAAGGAAGGGAAAGAAAAAGUCUGUAAAGUCUGUGACACAGCGGUUCAUGAGGCUGCAUUGCGGUCUUUGGAUUCGACGCAAGGCUGGAUACAAGAAGAAACUGUGGAAGAAGAAACCUGCCAGACGAAAGCGACUGAGGGAGCACGUCUUUUGUAAUAAAACACAGUGUAAACUGUUAGAUAAAAUGACAUCAUCGUUUUGGAAAAGGAGGAACUGGUUUGUGGACGAUCCAUACCUGAAGUAUCACGACAGAGUUAACCUCAAGUUGUAAUUGAUGUAUUGACGUCUUGUGAUAAUAUAAGCCUGCAAACAAGAUCGGCAUUGCAUCCAUCCAUCCAUCCAUUAUCGCAGCCGCUUAGCCUCACACGGGUCAUGAAUGUUUGGGAGACGAUCCCAGCAAUCUUCAGGAUGUAGGCAGGGUAGUCAGUCAAUCGCGGGGCAUACAAAGCAACAACCAUUCGCGCUCUCAAUCACACCUAAGGACCAUUUGGAGUGUUCCAUUUUAAAUACGCAAGCAGAAACAGUAGUCAGUCACAGAAAAUGUUUGCUUGAUGUUUAAUGACUGUAAAGUGAUUUUUAAACAACAAUAAACCAUGGGAUCAUGUCAUCGCUGCUACUUUUACAUGUAGCGCACAUCAAUUUGAAAUCAUUCUGGCCUGCCAGAACAAAGUCUUAUGGUAGCCCUACAUAGUGGAAGCAUUUAAAAAUCAUUGACAGAUUCACAUUAAUUCACUUCAGAAUUCCAUCUAAAGCAGGGCUGGGGAACCUUCCAAUCGGUGGCCAUUUCCGGUCUUAUUAGGUUUUCCCAGGGAUGUCUGACUUACAAGUAUAAUCUAAGGAUGAAAGACAUUUAUUGUAUAAUUUCAGCAUUUGUGGGUUAAAUGUUUUGGCCUUUUUUUUUAAAGAGUUCCUCUGAGGUUUUAUUUGUUUUUGAUCUAAGUGGUCGGACAGAUGAAAAGCUUGAGUGGGCGGCGUAUGUUACAUUUCCUAAACCUGACCUAGAAUAAUAAUUAUGCAAUGGUGACUUUUGUGAUCAAGGCAUGUGAUAAAUCCCCACUUCCUAUAGGAGGAAAUAAAUUAUCUCUAAUGCUGAAACACGAUUCUUUUUUUUAAAAUCGCGUCCAUUAAAAGGAUACUCAAUGUGUACAGCGAGUGUAUCUACAACCUCCUUGUGAACGGUGUGUAAACAAGACAAUUGUACCUGAGAAGCUAAUUGUUUCAGCAUAAAUGAUGCUGUGAUGACACUACAGUGCACACCCAUCAAAAACCGAGUGAUACUCAAAUGCUGCUCAAGGCUCAGUAACGUGAAGAAAAUGAAGACAAAACACUUGUAAGGGCCCAACGGGGUCAUAAUUCAACAUUACCUCCGGCAUACGGGAAAUGCUCUCUCACUCUUGAAAUGCUUAUUUCAGUAGAAUUUCUUAGAGCACGCUAAUAUAAUGAAUAAGUGGUUUAAGAAUUUCACUUGUGUGAGCUUUUAAUAAUGUGAUCAGUAAUACAGGACUCUGUCCCGGGCAGCCCCUCAUGAAACGCACAGGAUACAUGACGACUUUGGGAAUCUGCAAAAUCUCCCUCAAGAAUUCCACAGUCGAGAAGCUCAGGAAUUAAAAAUACAACCUUUACGCUAUAACAUACGUGAUAUUUUGGUUUGCAUCAAAUGGGCUAAUAAAGGACCAAAUAA